AUGCUGGAAUAUACUCAAGUUGAAGAAAUUGGUUCUCUCGUAGAUAAAGCUCGACAAGUUUUUGAUAGUAAUGUAUUACUAACUGUCCAAAAUCGUUUGAAUCAAUUACGGAAUCUGUACUAUGUUUUGUUGGACCAUCAGACACAGUUUGAGGAUGCCCUCAGCAAGGACUUCAACAGGUCCCGAUUUGAGACGUCUAGAUUGGAGCUAGCACAAGUAUUUGGAGAAAUUCUUUAUGUGAUGCAGCAUCUGGAGUCAUGGAGCAAACCCCAAAAAGUCGACUACCUCCCUUUAUCUUUCGGUACUACUUAUAGCACAGUGGAAAAGAUUCCUCUUGGUGUAAUACUUAUCAUUGCACCGUUCAACUACCCGAUCGUUCUUUCUUUGUCUCCUAUCAUUGGAGCCAUUGCUGCCGGAAACACUGUUGUUUUCAAGCCGUCUGAACUUACUCCCAACUGUAGUACACUCCUAACUGAGGUGUUACAGAGUUGUUUUGAUUACCCAAUUGUAUCCGUAGUUAAUGGGGGAAUCACCGAGACCCAGAAAUUGUUGGAACCGAAGUUUGACAAGAUAAUGUUCACCGGAAGUGGACAUGUAGGAAAAAUUAUUUCUAAAGCAGCUGCUGAGCACCUUACUCCUGUUAUCUUAGAAUUGGGCGGAAAGUCUCCUUGCUUUCUGACUUCCAAUUGUAAGACUACCAAAAUUAAAGCUCUCCUGAGUCGAAUCAUUUGGUCUUCAUUUGUCAAUAGUGGACAAACCUGCGUGGCGGUAGACUAUCUAUUAGUUCACGAAAGUAUUUACAGUACCGUGGUACAAGAAUCUACUAAGAUACUAAAGGAAUUCUAUUGCAAUAUCACAGAGAAAAGUGAUUUUACUCAUCUUAUUGAUCGAAAGUCAUUCAAACGAACUAUGACCACAUUGCAAAGAACCAAGGGCAAAAAGAUCAGUUUCGGUGUUUCUCAUGAAGACACUAACUUUAUACCUCCUACAUUGAUUUGUGACGUAUCCUGGGACGAUGAGACCAUGCAAUCUGAAAAUUUUGCGCCCAUUCUUCCCAUCAUCAAAUACUCCAGUUUAGAAGAUGUUGUGAGCGAGGUGAAAACUGAGCAUGACACCCCGCUAGCAUGUUACAUCUUUUCUGAAGACCCUCAAGAACAAAGGUACAUUCUAAACAAUUUACGAUCGGGAGGAGUUUGUAUAAAUGAAACAAUGAUGCACGUUGGACUUUACACUGCACCUUUCGGGGGAAUAGGUGACUCAGGCUAUGGAAAUUACCAUGGGAAGUGGUCAUUUGAUUCUUUUAGUCACUCAAGAACCGUUCUAAAACAACCGUUGUGGGCAGAGUUCCUAAUUAAAGCUCGUUAUCCUCCUUACACAAGAAAAAAUAGAGCGACUCUGGAGCUCUUAGAUAAAGGUGUGGUUUGGUUUGACCGUUCCGGUAACGUCCCUUCAAGAAGAUCGUAUUUAACGAAAGUUAUUGGAUACUGCGGAUUGAUGGUUACAAUUGCUGCUGCAUUAAUUGGUAAACUUGUUUUUUAA
Molecule: messenger RNA, 1539 nt
Organism: Komagataella phaffii GS115
Lineage: Eukaryota; Fungi; Ascomycota; Pichiomycetes; Pichiales; Pichiaceae
Product: Putative fatty aldehyde dehydrogenase
Exons: 1
Coding region: 1-1539 (512 amino acids)
Biological process (GO): aldehyde metabolic process
Cellular component (GO): cytoplasm
Molecular function (GO): aldehyde dehydrogenase (NAD+) activity
Source: RefSeq, a predicted model, not a curated record